AUUUGUGUCAAUCAAGGUGAGGUGUUAGAUCAUCACAGAAAUAACAUUGCUGAUGCUUUCCCCCUGGGUUUAUUGCGUUUAUAGCGAAAUGAUCUCCUGAACUGUUCAACAUGACAAAUUGUUUCGUUAUCACAGGUGCUGCUGACAAGACUGCCUCGGAUGAAUCUUUGCGGCGGAGGAAAGAACAGCUACAUAAAAUGGCCAACAUGAUGAACACAACGUUAUAUGACGCCUUCACAAAAUACGAUAAAGAGAUAGAAGUCUUGAAAAACGAGGUAAAAAAUGUUAGGAGGGUCUCGGAUCACACAGGCGAGAAACUGCAAGCGUCUAAGGAUACCAUCGGGGAGACGAAACAGACACUUGCAGACAUCCAGGAGAGGAUCUAUGCGGCAUUGGCAAAGCAGUCCGAAAGACUCAGCUUCAGGGAGCGCUGGGAGUGGAGGGCUGAAAACAGAGACAAUGACCAAGUACACGUGGAAAUGGAAAAUGAAAAUGAAAAGAAACGCGUUCAAAAUGGCCUGAAUCACACUCGUCAAGGCUUUGCCUGUUAA
This is a messenger RNA of Lineus longissimus, 551 nucleotides long. RefSeq lists its product as uncharacterized. The record is from RefSeq and is a predicted model, not a curated record. Lineage: Eukaryota; Metazoa; Nemertea; Pilidiophora; Heteronemertea; Lineidae. The transcript is spliced from 3 exons. The coding region runs from base 111 to 551 and encodes 146 amino acids.